GCUUCGUUCAUUCGUUGAACGAAUCUCGUUCGUUCGCCAGUUUCGUCCGCCGCGUCGCGAGUGCAGUGCUACCAAUGGUACCAUGGCCUUAAAAAAGGAUUUCGACCUGCCAAGAAACAUUUUCAAAGUGAAACUACCAAAAUCUGUGAAAUUACAACAAGCGUUCGACAGGCUGUUCAAAAAGAAUAGCUACACCAAAAUAGUGCAAAGUUAGUAUGGCCGGUGACAGUGUUGAAAGCAACCCCCAUUUUAUAACAACAGAGACAGAGUUUAUAGGUAAAGGUGAUCACACACACACAAAACAUAGAAGAAGUAGAAGUAGAAGUGCAAAUCGUUUGACACCUUCAGCGUUAAGUUUGUCCGACGAACAUUUUUACCAAGACCUCGAAGAUUACGUGAAAGAAAUGACGACCACAACAGAAAAUAUGGAGCCGGACGUGUGGACUCAGCUUCAGCAGAAGGAAUCCGAUUUGCUGCUGGCGGCAGAGUUGGGGAAAGCGCUUUUGGAUAAAAAUGAGGAGUUGAAAAAGGAGCAGGAGAGGAUCACGGAGGAAUACUCCAAAAAACUUGAGGAGUUGGAGCAAGAGAAGCACCUGCUGAGACGUCGGCUGGACACGACACAGGGCGAAUAUGAGGCGCGCAUACUGGAACUGCAGAAUGACAUUCGGGAGCUCACCACCAAGAUCGGCUCAAGGGACACUUCUGUCAAACAGCGCGAUGAAGAGAAAGCCAGCCUUAUUGCGGAUCUGACGGCGCAGAACUCACGGCUGACCGCACAGCUGAAGGAAUCUUCUGCAACGGAGGCGCAGUUGAUGGCACAGUUGGAGGGUCUGAAGGAUCAGUGUUCCAUGAGGAAGACAAGUCUGCAGGACCACGUACACAGCCUGUCAUCCCUCAAAGCAGAGCUGGCUCUGGUGAGCGACAAGAAGGCCGACCUGGAGCGGAGACUGACGGGGUCCUUGCAGGACAAGGAAAAUCUCAUGCAGCAGUUAGAAGAAGCCCACGACAGGAUCGUGGCUCUCGAGAGGCAACUCAAAGAACAGGAACACCUCUACCACAACACCCUCAAAGAGCUCGAGCGCCUCCAACGCUCGCACGACACAUUAGCCGAGAGGAUCGGCACCCCAGACGCCACAGAUGUCACGGAAUCAGCCAGAUCCCUACAUGCUGAGAUGGAAACUGAGCCAGACGACGAUGAUGAUGAUGGGUGGCUGAGGAAGGAGGCGGUGCAGGUUUAUAAGCAGUUGAGGGCGCUGUCGCUGCAGUUGAAUACGGGGCAUGAUGAUGAUUCAGGCCUUCACUCCGACCUAUCCAUCUCGUCUCUCGAUGGCGACGAAGCCUCGACCCUCCGCCGCGGGGCCCUACUCGCCGCCUGCGCCGACGCCGUGGCUGCGUACGCAACGCUGGAGGGAUCUAGAGUGCGCGACUCCAUCGCCGCGCAUGCGCGUAGAGCGUUAGAAAGAGAGAGGCAGAUCGAUGAGAAGAACGAAGUGAUCGCAGAUCUUUCGUCUAAGUUAUCCGUGGCCGAGGUAGAGCUGCGCGCAGCGGCUGAAGAAAGAGACAAACUGCUCAACGACGCCAACUACAACAGUCUCCAGAACGACGAGGCCGUCACUCAGGCCAGGCGGGAGAGGGACGAGGCGAUAGAGAGGAAGAAGACAGCUGAGGUAUCGCUCGCCAAGACCCGAGUGGAGCUGAUGCAGGCCAACAGCCAGCUGUACGAGGCGGUGCGGCAGAAGGUGGAUCUGGGCCAACAGCUGGAACAGUGGCAGAUGGACAUGCAAGAGCUGAUCGACGAGCAGAUGAAGCACAAGCUGACGUCGGAGAAACGCCGCAAGCUGCCGGAGCCGCCGGCGCCGACGCGCGCCUCUCGACUCCUCGGAUUUUUUCAACGGUGAUCUGUUGCGCGCUCUUGGGGCCUCUAGCCAUAGACAAAACCAUAUCAACUAUUACACUGUUAAUUAUUAAACAAUACGACCCGUUUACUUUUAAUUUCAUCGCCGCUUUCGGCCUGACUUUUUACGACAGAUAUUUGAUUGUCAUCCUCGCCGCCAUCUUGGACGGCGCCAUUUUAGAAUUCUUAGGGUGCGUUCUGAUUUUAUUUUCCAAACCGUGUGAUGUGUACACCAUGGCAGUGAUAGUUAGUGUCUUAAUUAGGUUUUUAAUUGUAACUGUACACAUUAUUUUUAAAUUACCGAGUGUAGAGUAUAUUUGCACGUUAAUGCAAUGAUUUUAUUUAUAAACGACAUGCUGUAUUAUUUCUUAGCGAAUCGGAUGCGAGUUUUGGAAUGGUAGGCGGUUUUGGUACAACAGAUUCAACUGGAUGCGGACUGAACCAAGAGAACUGACAUCUUUACGUCCGUAUAAAAUAAUUUACUAGUAGUAGUAGCAUCAUUAAAAUAAUUUCGAUCUUCAGUAACCUCCACUUAACUUCACAUAACUGCUUGUUUUUUUAACAAUAGCUUUAUAAAAGAGCGCUUGAUUUGCCUUUCUAAGAUUGUCCAGUAAUGACAAUUUUAAGUAAGAAAAUCAUGUCGCUAUUUGCAUUUCAGAAGUCUCACUUUUUACUUAAAUUUACAAUAUUUAUUGAAUACUUUAAUUCGCCAUUCGUUCGCAAUCCAUUCCUUAACUAACAUUCCCAUUAAAUUUAAUGUGUAUAUAACUGAAUUUAAAAUAGGUUUAACAAAUUGUAUUUAUGAAUAUUUUUCAGACGAUCUCUUUUAAGGACCAGUUUAAUAUACCUACUUAAAGUUACAACUAAAUAAUGUAUCGAUAGUAGCGCCUCUAGUGGAAUAUGAACGAACUAAAUAGGUACACAUUUAGUUUACUCUAGGUCCCAAUUUUAUACCACUGACAUGUAUUUCGUUAGAAUAUUUAAAAUGAUUUGGUAGACUCGUCCAGUAAAGACGAUCGUCUCAAAAAUAUCUGUAGUAUUUUAUCUUUUUGAGAUUGUACGUACCAUUCCUACGUAUAGUUUUAACAUUUCACUCAAAGUGAAAACGGUUGCACCCAUAGCGUAGUAAAAUUUUUAAAAUAAAAUAAUUAUGUGAAACGAGAGGGGCGGCGUUUUUAAAUUUUGUCAGAUUGUAUUAGAAAUGCAUGACAUUCGACAUUCUUUUAUUUUUAUUUAUGGCAUUUCAGUACUACAUCAAAUUAACAUAUAAUUACAUAUUAGGUGUCUAGACCUAGUGUGUCAAAUGGGUAGCUUUAGGAAAAAGACUUGUUUAAAAAAAAUAAGAAUAUUUUUGCCGCCCUGAUCCACUAUUUUGAAAUAGCCAUAUUAUUAUUUACAGAAACAAUACAGAAUACGAAUUACAUGAUCUGCUGCAAUUUAGAAUAAAAUAAAUUAAUCACUAGGUUAAAAUAAUAUGUAUUAAUUUUAAAAUUAGAUAAAUUCACGAGUAAGUAAUUUAAUAAUGUACACAUAGGUAUGUGAAAUUGUUUUGCAAUACAGACGAAUGUACCUAUUACUUAUAUAUAUUUGAACUGUGCCUUAAUUAAGUACCUGGCCUUUGGAAAGUGCCUUUUUUCUUCAUUAGUAAACAAUUUACCGGUAAUAGAACAUUGAUUUUGGGAAAAAAUAUUUUCACUUAUGCUCUAGUUUCCUAGGAUAGCGGUGCCGUCAUAUAGCGGCCGUCUCCAUACAAAUACGACAUCCAUAUUUAGCCGUAUUAUUUAGUAUGGAGUCGGCCGCUAUAUGACGGCACCGCUAUCCUAGGAAAACCGAUCUUUAGGUAUUAUUUUAUUACCAAUGACAAAUUAAUAAAAAUGUUAAUUAAUGCUUUAGUGUCACUUGAUUUUUGGAAGAACAUCUUAUAUCUUUAUAUCCGUAUGCUGACCUAAUUUUAUUGUGUUGCAACUUGCAAGAAAUUAGAAAUAUGGUCUAGGAUCCGUGGCAAAUUCAUUGGAGAUUUAAAUUGUUAUAAAUAUUAGUUACCUACUCAUUUCUGUCAAAUAACUAAAUUCCAUAGCUAAUUCUUAUUAUGCCACUAUGUAUACUGUAUAUACGUUGAGUGUUUAGGUGGUUGGUGGCGCCACUGUCAAAUAGUAUAGCAAUAUAAUACUUUACUAACGCCACCUGUUGAAACUAUAUACUCUGUCAAGUAAUUUCCGUCAGUAAAAAAGAGCGGCAAAUUUAAAAAAUCUAGGAGCGAAGGGUAAACCUCCCAUAGAAAAUUUGAAUUUCGCGCAUUUUUCUACUGAGAAACUUGUUUGACCGGCUAUACAUCCAGCAGAUGGAAAUUUGUCUCAAUAGGUUAUACUUAGGCGAUUAUUUUGAUCUCCAAUCUUGCCAUUAUUGGUAAGAGGGUUUGGAAAAUAAUUGUUUUUGAGACAUUACACAAGCAUUUUAAAAUGAAAUGUUAAUAUAGAAAUAGAACCAUAAACACUCAGGUUGAUUUAUUGAUAUAUUUAAAAUAAAAUACUUUUUUCGACAUUUUCAGGAAUAUUAAAACCAAUCUUAGAAAUUUUAUGAGUGGGUUUUUUGAUAAAACAUUGAGAUAUAAAUCAUGAAUAGUAAGACUAGCUACUUACUUAAUACUUUUUGAAAUUAAAUCAAGAACGGCACAGUCAAUUUCAGGAUUUUUUAGAUUAAGUACAUUUUAUUAUUUUUAAUUAAAAAUACAUUUCGCAAUAUAAUUUUUAUUAAUUUAUUGUUAAGACUGAACUGAAGUGUUAAAUAUAAAAUGCGCUUUUCCUAACAUUUUACUUUAUACGGAGUCUGUUGUUCAAUAUGAAAUUUUAUGAAGUAAAUAUCAUACGAUACACUGUUUACAUUUAGAGGUGUUAAACUACAUAUAUACUAUUUAGGGAGCCUAUCUUAAUAUCGUACGUUAUCUUGCAACAGGGUCUAACUACCGAGCCCUGAGGGUCUACCAAAACACGAAAAAAAAAUUUUCGUUAUCUGCCUCUUGAUACAGCGAUAGCUCUUAAAUGCAAUACCUCUGUCAGUAUACUUUGCAGGGUGCUUGGUUUCCACCAAUAUUCACUUUGAUAUGUAAAUAUUGUUUUUGUACUUCAGUGUAGCUUUCAUGACUAUAAAAUAUUGUAGCUGUAAGAGUACCACCGACUGAAGUCAUAUAGCUACUUAAUUAUCGCUACAGACUUUUGUUACAAGUCUUAUUAUUCUAAAAUAGCUGCAUUUAGUAUUAAUUAAGACAUCAUUCGUGUUUGGUACUUUUUAUGUCUCGAAGGUUUUAAAUGGCAAAUAUAAACUUCAAAAAAUCUAUUUGAAACAUAACGGUUAAUGGAACAAUAGACUCCCAUAAGAUUUAAUAAUUAUUUACAUGUGUGCAAAACUACCGUGAAUGUUAACAAUAGUUUUUAUAUUUAAUUUCUUAAGCACAAACUUAAUUUCUAUGGCGAGUAUAACUUCAUAGUCAUUCCAUUUUAUCCGAUCAUUGUGAUUGUAUCGUUAUGGGUCAUAUUUAUGUUUGGGAUGACAAGUUAAAAUUGAGGCCCUAUGAUGCCUCCUUGAGGUACACCUUUAAAAAAUUAUAUGGUGCUGGUGUAAUCCUAACGGGAUUUUUGUCGAUAAGAGACAAGGCAUUAAUUAGUCUCUCUAUCAUUCACUUGUCAGUAACAUAUCCAUAAUUUACCUAGCGAUAACUGCUAUUACAACGUUGUCGAAUGCUUUUAUGUGAUCCAAACGAUAUAAUUUUAAAAUAGUAUUAGUGUUCACAGAUCAUCUGAAUCAGUGCAAAUGUACUUAAUGCCACUUCAUCGUAACUUAAGGUUUAAAUCAUGUACUUACAUAAUCUACCUUCAUUUGUUUGUGGAAUUUAAAUAAAGCAUGAAAUUUUACGUA
This is a messenger RNA of Cydia fagiglandana, 5806 nucleotides long. Its product is annotated as bicaudal D-related protein homolog. The record is from RefSeq and is a predicted model, not a curated record. Bases 216 to 1898 code for a protein of 560 amino acids. Lineage: Eukaryota; Metazoa; Arthropoda; Insecta; Lepidoptera; Tortricidae. The transcript has 9 exons.